Messenger RNA from Crotalus tigris (Tiger rattlesnake), 7264 nucleotides. RefSeq names its product folliculin interacting protein 2 (gene FNIP2). The transcript is spliced from 18 exons. The coding region runs from base 3132 to 6521 and encodes 1129 amino acids. Gene Ontology annotation, molecular function: protein-folding chaperone binding; ATPase inhibitor activity. The record is from RefSeq and is a predicted model, not a curated record. Gene Ontology annotation, cellular component: cytoplasm. NCBI's taxonomy places the organism in Eukaryota, Metazoa, Chordata, Lepidosauria, Squamata, Viperidae.
AUUCAUUUUCACAAACAUUCUUGUUUGAGAUAGUGAUAAAGUUUCAUAUUAGUUCAGGUUACAAUACUGUAUAAAUUGUCACUAUGUGUGAAUUGGACAGCCACUGUAUAGACUAAUCAUUUCUUUGUCAGUGGGCAAAUGUACAAAAUCAUCAGGGGUUCAAAUAAUUUUUUCCCUCAUUGUAUAUAAAUCUGUUUAAUAAAUGAAUAAAUAUAAAUUGGAAUGAAUUAGACUUGAUCUUCCUAGAAUUGCUAAUAAUUUGGACUUGCUUAAGUAUUUGGAAUAUAGUUUGGGUUCUGAUUUUGGGGUAUUUUUAUUCCCACAAAGUUGUUUCAACUAGCAGUUUAAUCUCAAAACUAAUUUACAUUAUUUUACAUAAUUUAUAGUGAAUUUAUAUAUUGUUAAAUAAUUCUAUGCCAUGUGCAUUAUUAAAGGUUUUUCAUUGCAUACACACAGUUGUUGGAAAAAAUGCUUUAAAUUUAUAUGCUUACAAGCCAAUAGUUAACAAUUCAUUUUAAUUUAGGUUACUGAUUAGGACAAGACAUUUCAGAAUUCAAAUUCUUUCUGGGCUCACCUUGAAAGUUACUACUUGACCCCAUCAAAAUCAUGGCAGACAAUGAAAUCUAUUUUAUAACAUCCCUCUUUCCUUACCUACCAGUCAUCUAUUAUCUAUCUCAUUAUUCAUGAAAUGUUCAUGUUAUAUAGAUAAACAUCAGUUUAAAAAAAGCCAAUAAAUCUAUUUUGGGAGGUAAACUGGGCCUCUUGUAAUAUUAGUAUUUUAGAUCAGUUGACUUCUGAUGGUGCAGUUUUUAAAACUUAUAGAUUGUAAAAUUGAAUUUGAUUUAUCUCACAGUAUUUUUUAAUUCAACUUAUACAUAUAUUAUAGAGACUGUUCAACAUCCAUUAGAGAUUUUGGAAUCAGAGUUUAAAAUUACCAUUUUCAUCUCAGAGAAAAUGAGAUGAUAAAGAAUCUGAGAAGAGUUGAAAAGAAACUGCUGGAUUCAUGGUAGAAUGAAUGAAUGGAGUGUAUCAGGGCCAGAAAAGAGGAGAGCAAAUAACCUAUGCCUGAAACACAGGGCUUGCAAGAUAAACAAAUUCUCCAUUUUCUAAUUGAGUUAGUAACAGUAGAGUUUCUAGGAAAACUCUGUCAGCAUAAAGUCUUGCCUACUACAGGGUUGCUAACAACUAAAGUCUUCUUUUGUGAGCAGCUUUGACCAAACUUUUCCUUGAUUGUCUAGACCAGGGGUGUCAAAUUGCCGUCAUGGCAUCCCACCCCAUUGCCAGCAAUGCAAAAAAAGUCACGAUAUGUCGCCACACGUCACAUGACAUUGCGGGUUUGACACUCCUGGCCUAGACCUUCUUGUUGUGAUGUUGUGCUGUUAAUCUAUUCCCCUCAGUACUGUGAUGUGCUGAACUAGUAUACUUUGUUUUUCAGCUUUAGACUUAGCUUUCAUUUGGUGAAUCCUCCCUAGAUUUUCAAUUUUUAUUCUUAGAACAGAACACAAAGCUAGCAAUUAAUUUUACCUGUAUUUGAAGAAACUAGUUGGGUGCAUUUGAAUAUCACAUAUAGCCUUAAUCAUAACAUAGUUUGGGACUAGCAUAUUCUUCAGUAGCUUUCCUGCACAAUUGUUGGUUCUUCCUAGAAAUAUUUGGAGUAAUUUUUGUUUUAAAGUAGCUGUCUUGUAGGAUGGUUAUGCAGGUCUUCUAAAUACAGAUAGUUCUCAUUUAGCAACAAUAAUCAGGACCAGCAACUUCGUUAAGCGAAACAGUUGCUAAGUGAAACCAUGUCUGUGCUUAUGAUCUUACUUCAGCUUUCUCUUGUCUUACAGACUUCCAAAGUCUGUUUAGUGAGGACUGAUAAUAAAGUUAUUUUCCAUCAUCAUCACAACUGCAAAUGGUCAUUAAAUAAGACAGUUGCUAAUUCUAAUAUAACACUUUGGUAUACACUGUGAUUUGCAUCAUGCAGAAAGUCAUAUUCUUUGUUGAGAUUAAAUGUUUAAUUAUUUUUCAAAAGCAUUUCAAAAGUGUGGUGGACAGAGGCAGUUACUGAACAAAUCUGUUCACAUUUUUGUUGUAUUGCUGACAUAGAUACUUGGAGAAUCAAACACUUUUUAUCAAAAUAUGAAAGCAACAUUGACCUGUUGCAAUGCAGGCUCUUCUCUUUUGUACAUACACAGGAUAUGCCACAUGUACAAAGGUGGCAGAGCUUGCCUCAUGUUAGUGCCACACUGUUUUUCAUUUGUACUCAUUCCCAGCUAAUGGACUCCCCCCAUUGCAAAUACCCUUGUGUUUUAAUUUGCAUUCCAUCCAUGUAUGUAUGUGCGACCCAGAAACAAGCAAUUAUUUUAAAUUUCAUAACUCAUGUUUACUUGAACGUUUGUUUUUAAGAUCAUUUAAGUGUAAAUGGUUAGUCAUUCCUUACACCUCUUCAGAACUAAUAAAAUGAAACAAAGAACAAUUUUUGAGUUCUUCUUACUGUAUUGAGAUUGUUCUUUGUUACUGAUAGUAAACAAGUUGCUAAUGUUAAUCGCAUUAGAGCCAAAAGUCUGAAUGUGGCAGAAGGUCUCUUUUUUGUGUUAAUCAUUUCUUACAGAUAACCUGUAGCAUUGGUGGCAGGUUCCUGUUUACCUUGAAGAGAUGGUGCUGAGACACAAGGUUGCUAAGAGCUGUCAGAUGACACUUGCUCACAUGAGACCAUUAAGAGGGUGUUGCCUCCUGUUUUAAAACAAGUUUGCAACUGAAGAGUCAGUGAGAAAGCAGCUACCUUUCUGUUGAAGGCCAUCUGGUUAGGUCUUGUGAUCAAAUAAUAAUUGCUAGUUACAGAAACAAACCAGGAAGCAUGACUAUCAGAGUUCUUCUUUGCUAGCAACAAAACUGGCAGCAUUUAUAAGAACAAGCAAGUUAUUCUAUGUUUUUAAAGAAGUUAUUGCUAUAACUUUUAAUAGUAAAUGGUUAAAUUUUAUCUAAAGAAGUAAUACUGAUUGCAGAAGAUAUUCAGCUGUGAUUUGUUUUUUCUUAAAAAGGCCAAAUCAGUGCUAGCCAAUUUUUGUCUGACAUUUCUUUCAUGAGUAGUUUAUUACACAGUAAUCUCUGUGGAUACUUAAAUAUAAAAUCAUUAUUUUGAAGAAAUCAUGCCUAUAACAGCAUGUCUUGAAUUGAAAAUGUGUGGAGGUACAUCAAAAUCAUCUAACAGUAUAGGCAACCAGGCGCAGAAAUCAAGUCAUUGUUCCCCUACUUCACUAGUGAAUAGCUUUUCAACACCAAGAGUGGAUAAGGCAAAGAAAUCAGUUGUGGCAGAAAAGAGUUCCAAAUUUUCAAAGAGGUUUACUGGAGAACUAUCUAAAAGCUGGUCCUGUUCUGGGUUUGAUCUAAAUGAAAUCCGCUUGAUAGUGUAUCAAGAUUGUGAAAGACGGGGCAGACAAGUCUUGUUUGAUUCUACAGCUGUCCGAAAGACUGAUGAGAAACAGUUUCAGGAUGCCUCUGGAAAAACAGAUGGUGGGUGCUGCCAAAGAAACAGUGGUAUUAACACAGCUUACCCCCAUAGCCCUUCGGUGAACAGCAGAGAACCUGGCAAGGAAGAUAUUCCUAAAUAUCAGUAUGUCAGACCUGCUUCUGAUGUCAACAUGCUAGGUGAGAUGAUGUUUGGUUCAGUAGCAAUGAGUUACAAAGGCUCAACACUGAAAAUUCACUACAUACGCUCUCCUCCACAACUUAUGAUGAGUAAAGUGUUUUCUGCUAGAGUAGGCAGCUUCUUUGGAAGUACGAAUAGCUUGCAAGGUAGUUUUGAAUACAUCAGUCAAGAUCAAUCAAGGCUGAAUUUGCAUUCAAAUGGCUUGGGCCAGUGUCAGAAUGGAAGUACUCUAGGUGUGUUACCACCAUGUAGCAACAUGUUGCUUCAUGGUAUACCUGAAGGAGGGGCUUUCUGGCUCAUGCAGAGUGCUUUCUUUGCAGCACAUAGCACUCCUGUUGACAUGCCGAGUAGAAGUCAAAAUGGAGACAGAGACAGUGGCAUUGCUCGAUCAGCAUCUCUGAGUAGUCUUUUGAUGACUCCAUUAUCAUCUCCCAGCUCCUCUUCUAGUUACCAGCGCCGCUGGCUUCGAAGUCAAACCACAAGCUUGGAAAAUGGCAUUACACCUACACCUAGAAGGUCAAUUGAAGAAACGUUCAGUAUGGCAGAUGAAAGCUGUGGCCUCAGUCCUGCACUGAUUCGAAGGAAGAAAAUUGCGAUCAGCAUCAUUUUCACCCUUCCUGAGAAAGAAGAGGACCAGAGAAAUUUCCAGGAUUUCUUCUUCUCUCAUUUCCCCUUAUUUGAAUCACAUAUGGGCAAGCUGAAAAGGGCAAUUGAAAUGGCUAUGAUCACAUGUAGAAAAAUAACAGAAACAAACCAAAGAGUGCAAGUUUACAUUAGCCAUAUUAUGGAUGCACUGGAUGUAUUUAGAACUACAAUAUGGAAUUUAUACACAGUUCCAAGGAUUGCAGAACCUGUGUGGCUUACUAUGAUGGCCUGUGCUUCAGAAAAGGACCUGUUAUGCCAACACUUUCUCAAGGAAUUUGCUGUUUUGAUAGAACAGAGCAGCAAAAACCAGUUUUUUGCUGCUCUGUUAACAGCAGUGUUAACCUAUCAUUUGGCCUGGGUCCCUACUGUGAUGCCAAUUGAUCAUCUCUCUAUCAAUGUUUUCUCUGAGAAACAUGCCUCACCAUCUGUGAACAUGCUGGCAAAAUCACAUCCGUACAAUCCACUUUGGGCACAACUUGGUGAUUUAUAUGGUGCUGUAGGUUCACCAGUCAGAAUGGCAAGGACAGUAAUUGUUGGAAAACGUAACGAUUUUGUUCAGCGCAUUCUCUAUGUCCUUACUUAUUUCUUACGGUGUUCUGAGUUGCAAGAGAAUCAUCUGUUCUGGAAUGGGCAGCUUGGCAAAGGAGAGCAAGCUGUGAAUGGAAGGAAAAUCAUAAAGACUCUAGAAAAGGGAGAAGUUGAAGAAUCUGAUUAUGUGGUUGUCACAGUUCAAAACGAACCUGCUCUUGUACCUCCUGUCCUGCCUCGAAAGAAUGGUGGUGGUGGUGCUGAUGUUGCUGCAGAACAUGAACGCUGCUUUGAAUCUGCCUGCUUCAAGGGCAGGCGUGAGAGGCUGAAUGCCAAGUGCAGUUCUGAAGCAUCCCCUUGCUUCUCCAGAGUUAUCUCCCCAAAAGGAAUUGUAGGGGAAAUUAAGAAAGGGAAAACUUCAGUUAAUUCAGAAACUGCAUGUGGAAGGCAUGGUUUAUUAGAGGAUUUAACUGCAAGAAUGAAUGAGGACAAGCAGCACAGUGUUACAGGGCAGUUGUUUCAAAACUUGACAGCUGUUCCACAUUCUAAGAAGAUUGCCCAGGUGUAUUCUCAACUGGAGAAAGUUACCUUCCAAAUUGGAAGCUCCACCUCACCAGAAUCUGAUUCUGAAACCCAAAGAAUGGAAAUAAACAAAACUCUGGAGAAACGCAGAAGUAAAACUAAAUCUCUAUGUACUCUAUCAAGUCCAUUACAUAUAACAUCUAGGGUCUCACAAGAGAAAUCUGACUUCUGUCUUAAAACCUGCACUAGCCAGAAAGUUAGUGAAACACAAAUGUCAGGGGCACCUUGGCUGCUGUCAGUUCCACAAUCUGUCAUUCUUGGCAGAAUGGUAAACCUGGGGAAACCAGAUCAAGUUUAUAAUACAAGCUGUGAAAACUUGGAGAGAAAUUCUCUUGACUGUGAUUCAGGAGGUUCUACUGAUGUACAGAGGUCUGGCCAAGCAGUUACCAAGAAAAUCCCCUGUGGGGAUGUCAAAAGCAAAUUCCAUUGUAGAACGGAGGAGAACAUUCCUAGAAACGAAAGUUCUGAUAGCGCUCUUGGGGACAGUGAUGAUGAAGGUUGCAUGUACAUUCCAGACAAGCAGUCAAUCACUGUUAACUGUAGGCCUGAAGAAUUUUUAGAAGUGGAACUUGCUUUGCCAAGAUUUUGCACAGUUAGUACUCAAAGCAUGAUACAUUUUGGAAGGUCACUUUUGGGGGGCUAUUGUACCUCUUAUAUGCCUGAUCUAGUGCUGCAUGGAAUAAGUUCUGAUGAACAACUUAAGCAACAUUUAUCAGCUGAGUUGAAUCACGCCAUAAAUCAUCCUGUACUAGAUGAAUCUAUAGCAGAAGCUGUUUACAUUAUAGCAGAUGCUGAUAAAUGGACAGUUCAGGUGGCUACUAGCCAGAAAAAGAUGACUGACAGUAUAAAACUAGGCAAAGAUGUCCUUGUCUCCAGCCUAGUAUCAUCUUUAUUACAGUCUGUUUUACAACUUCACAAGCUUAAUCUUUCUGCUGACUUUUGUAUAAUGCACCUUGAGGAUCGCCUACAGGAAAUGUACCAUAAAAGCACAAUGCUAUCUAAAUAUUUGCGAGGACAAACAAGAGUUCAUGUGAAAGAGCUUGGAGUGGUAUUGGGGAUUGAAUCCAAUGACUUGCCACUGCUGGCUGCUAUAGCAAGUACUCAUUCACCAUAUGUAGCUCAAAUACUCCUCUAAACUAAAGAUAAACUCUACUCUCCCAAAGAUUUGGGAGUGAAUAAAAGUCACAAAAGAAGAGAUUUUAUGACAGCAGUUCAUUAUGUCUCAUUUGGUUUCCUGCCUUUUAUGUGGAUAUUUAUCAGUGAAUUUUUAGUUUACAUAAUAUAAAAGAGAUUCGGGAUUUUUAUAUUGUUCAUGCAUCCUUGUAUUUUAAUGAAUGAAAGGAUUAAACAUUAAUGAUGGAUAUGUUGUUUAUAUAUAGCAGCUAACUAAACAGACUGUCAAAAAUACAAUUUUCUUCUUUUGGCAUUUGUCAUAUUUUUCUGAAUUUCUUCAAUAAGGGGGUCUAAGCAAAUUGUUUGAACAUAUAUUUUCCUGUGUCUGUAUAAAUAAUAUGAUAAACCAAUAUAUCUGUCUGCACCGAACUGCCUCUCUUUAGAAGAAGGGCUCAGAAUUCAGCUAUUAGGUAACAACUUGGUUGGCUGGCUAGUUCUUCAAAUGGGUAAAGAAAGCCAAAAGACUUUCAAGUUUUAUUCAAAAAGAAGAGGAGGGAGAAGAAGAAGGAAACUUUUGUGUCAUCAGUAAAUAAAAGUGGGGGGAAACUGGCAUAAGUCUGCUUCAAAUUUACCUUAUUGCAAAUGAAGGUCUCAUCGUGAAUUCUAAUUUCUGAUUUAUGUGAAAAAGUAGAUGAAAUGUGGAAAUUUAUCCUGUGCUACCAGCAAAAAAAAAAAAAAAAAGCUAAGAAAAAUAUGGUUAUAAAC